This is a messenger RNA of Dryobates pubescens (Downy woodpecker), 2873 nucleotides long. RefSeq names its product mitogen-activated protein kinase 14 (gene MAPK14). Gene Ontology annotation, biological process: p38MAPK cascade; protein phosphorylation. Gene Ontology annotation, cellular component: cytoplasm; nucleus. The record is from RefSeq and is a predicted model, not a curated record. The transcript has 12 exons. Bases 448 to 1530 code for a protein of 360 amino acids. Gene Ontology annotation, molecular function: ATP binding; MAP kinase activity. Lineage: Eukaryota; Metazoa; Chordata; Aves; Piciformes; Picidae.
GUUGCCGCCUGGCCGAGCCCCGCCGUCCCUUCACCUCGCCUCAACCUCCCGUGGCUGUCCCGCCUCUCGCCAUCAAGGGGACGGACGGAGGGAACCCGGAGAGAGACUGAGGGAGCCGGGAGGGAAGCAGGGAAAGGAGGGGUAAAGGCGGUGACAGGAGCCGCAGCGCCCCGCUGACCCCGCGGCCGCCCCUGAAGUGAGGGGAAGGCAGGAGCGGGGAGCGCCAGCGGUAGCGGCGGCCAACGGGCGGCGGCGGCAGAGGAGGGCGUUGCUGCUGCAGGGCCGCCCCCGCCCGCCUGAGCAGCGAGGCGGGGAGAAGAGGAGGAGGAGGAAGGAAGGAAGAAGCCGCUGCUGGAGAAGGUGGUGGCGGCGGCGGUGGUAGUGCUGCAGCCCCGGGCAGAGCCUCCCCCUCCCGCCGGGCCGGGCGGGGCGGGCUCCGGAGCAGAAAUGUCUCAGGAGCGGCCCAAGUUCUACCGACAAGAGCUGAACAAGACUGUGUGGGAGGUGCCCGAGCGUUACCAGAACCUCUCCCCGGUCGGCUCCGGGGCCUACGGCUCCGUCUGCUCUGCCUUUGACACAAAAACUGAGCUGCGUGUGGCUGUCAAGAAGCUGUCCCGACCAUUUCAGUCCAUCAUCCAUGCCAAGAGGACCUACCGAGAGCUGCGGCUGCUGAAGCACAUGAAACAUGAAAAUGUGAUUGGCUUGCUGGAUGUGUUCACCCCUGCCAAGUCACUAGAAGAAUUCAAUGAUGUGUACCUGGUGACACACCUUAUGGGAGCAGAUCUGAACAACAUUGUGAAAUGCCAGAAACUCACUGAUGACCAUGUGCAGUUCCUCAUCUACCAGAUCCUUCGGGGGCUGAAGUACAUCCAUUCAGCUGACAUAAUACACAGGGAUUUAAAGCCCAGUAACCUAGCUGUAAAUGAAGACUGCGAGCUGAAGAUCCUGGACUUCGGCUUGGCGCGGCACACGGACGACGAGAUGACCGGGUACGUGGCUACCCGCUGGUACAGGGCUCCCGAGAUCAUGCUCAACUGGAUGCACUACAACCAGACAGUUGAUAUUUGGUCGGUGGGCUGCAUUAUGGCUGAACUGUUGACUGGAAGAACAUUGUUCCCUGGGACAGACCAUAUUGAUCAGUUGAAGCUCAUUUUGAGACUCGUUGGAACCCCAGGGCCUGAGCUUUUGAAGAAAAUCUCCUCAGAGUCUGCAAGAAACUACAUCCAGUCUCUGUCUUACAUGCCGAAAAUGAACUUUGAAAAUGUGUUCAUUGGUGCCAAUCCCCUAGCUGUGGACUUGCUAGAGAAGAUGUUGGUACUGGACACAGACAAGCGAAUCACUGCAGCAGAAGCGCUGGCUCACGCCUACUUUGCUCAGUAUCAUGACCCAGAUGAUGAACCAGUGGCAGACCCCUAUGACCAGUCCUUUGAAAGCAGGGAACUUGAGAUUGAAGAAUGGAAAAGCCUGACUUACGAUGAAGUGAUCAGCUUCGUGCCACCACCGCUUGACCAAGAGGAGAUGGAGUCCUGAGGAGCUGCUCUCUUCUGUUUGUCCCACGUCACUGUGAGGGGAAGGCCUUUUCCGAGGGACUCUCCGAUUAUCGUUCAAGUGCCUCGUCACAAUAUUCUCCUUGGUGGAGGGGUUUUGUGUGUGUUGAAUUGGGGAGGGAGGGGGGAGGGAAGAAAAGCCGACUCUGUGUAAACAUGCUGCAUGCUCUCGUGUUCUGUGUACAGCCUGGGGCAAGCCCCCGGAGACCUGCUCUGGCCUCUCCUCCGUCCUCCCAGUGCUCAGAGCUUGCAGUGCUGGGGCAAGGCAGGGAAGCUGAUGCUGAAAGUUUGGUUACAAUCGUUGCCAUUUUAUCAAUUCUACAAUUAAGUAACCUCCAAGUAAUGGAAGUUGUUUGCUAGGCAUAGAGAGUCCUCUGUUAUCUUCAGGACUGAAGGUGGGGAUGAGGGAUGUCUUUGUUCAGUGCCAGGGGAUUGAUCUAUGCCCAGAUCUUCCUGGUGCAGCAGGGUACAGGCCUUCUAAUGUCUGAUUCCUGGAACAUGGAAAGGUUUGGUUUGAAACUGUAAAUAUGUUUGUGCCUUAAUGAAUGGGGAGAGAGGGGAUGGAAGACUGGAGUGGAAAUCUCUGACCCACUGCUUUUUAGGGUGAAGGCUCCCAGAUAGCCAGGCAUGAACUCCAUGUAAUCAGGAAAUAACUUCCAGAGGCAACAGCUUCUAUCCCUGGAUUGGGUAUUCCUGUAUUUUUGCCUCUUCCUUUCUGCUUGUUCUGAGGCUUCCCAGCAUUAGCUCCCAGGAGACAGAGGCUGGAGUUGAUUCUCGCCGUUGUUCCCUAGAGGUGGGGUGUGUUUGCAUGUCGUAGCUGUACCUGCAUGUGGAGCUGCUCGACCUUCGUCCUUCCUGUUUUGGGGAUGGCGCUGGGGCAGUUUAACCAUCAGUGAAGUGUUCCACUGAGUACCUCAGCCAGUGCCAUGAAAUCACAGCAUCCUUCCUCUCGUGCUGCAGCUCAUUGUCAACUCCCGGCCACUCUGGAGGCUUUGGCAAGGACAGGACAAACCGACAGGGUACAGAAACAUGCACCUUGUGUUCUGACUUCCUGGUUUCCCAGGAGGAGUGCUUGGGAUGAGGGGGUUCUUGUGAGAUCAGAUGUAAAGGAUGAUCUUCAAAGACAAAACCAGGGCAGCUUGGGCCAGAACUUAAGUUAUUUCCUGAAAUGAAUUUUUAUAGAAGCCUUGGAAUCCAAAGCAAAAAAAAUCAGCAUGCAUAAACCCACAAUCUCCCUUUCACUGUCUAUAGCUAUAAAUAGAAAUAUUUAUAUAUAUAUAUAUAAAAAACAUUUACUAGAGGUUGGGUUGGUUUUUGGUUUUUUCC